UCUACAAUUAAAUAGGUCCUGGUCUCUUUAAGAUUUAGGUGGCGGCGUGCUUGAGGAAAUGUUUCGGAAGUGUAAACGCUAAGGUAGGAGGAAAUUAGAGCAAAGGGAUGGAGCAAUUAUCCCUUUUUGACAGCCUAUUGGUGAAUAUACAGUUCCACACAAAAUACCAAGCACACACUGACUGGUGCACUGUCGUCGUUUGACAUCCAGUAACGUUAGCGGUAAUCGUGAAAGGGUGGUUGCUGAUACAUUAGGGACCAGGGCUAGCUGUGGGUCUGGUGGUGAGACUGAGCCAUACCUCCUGCCCCGCUGAAUAGUGUGUGAGAGAGAGGCGACUGGAGGGGGAGGCAGGUGCCAUGCUCCAGGGGUGAGGCGGGAGAGAGAGAGACACACACACAGGGCUCAGGGGUGGUGGGUGAGGUUGCCAAGGAGAUGAAGUUGAAACAGCGGGUGGUGUUGCUGGUUGCUGUGCUACUCCUGUUGGGGCUGGCCAAAUUCUUUCUGCUGGAUGGAGGAGAGGGGUCCGCAGCCAGUCGACGAGACCUCCGGGCCUUCCGCAAGAUGGAGGCAGGCCUGUCUCUCUCACGCGGUGACCGGCUAACACACACCCUCCAGUCUCCAUGGGAGGUGGCAAACCAAUGGGUGGGCCCCAGGGAGGUGUACCCUGAGGAGACCCCCGAGCUGGCAGCCGUCCUCUCCGCGCUGGGCACUGCCCGAGUGGAGCGGGCAGAUGUGGGCUACAAGGGCACCCAGCUCAAAGCUCUACUAAUACUGGACGGGGGGCAGAAGGUGGUCUUCAAACCCAAGAGGUAUAGUAGAGGCUAUGUGGUAGAAGGAGAGCCUUAUGCAGGUUAUGACAGACACAACGCAGAGGUGGCAGCUUUUCACCUGGACAGGAUCCUGGGUUUCAGAAGAGCACCCCUAGUGGUCGGGAGGUUUGUCAACCUGAGGACUGAGAUCAAACCUGUCGCUACGGACCAGCUACUCAGUACCUUUCUAAUGCAGGGUAAUAAUAGUUGUUUCUAUGGGAAGUGUUACUACUGUAGAGAGAGUGAACCGGCAUGUGCGGAGGGAGAUAUGAUGGAGGGAUCGGUAACUCUCUGGCUGCCAGACGUCUGGCCUCUCCAGAAACACAGACACCCCUGGGGACGCACCUACAGGGAGGGCAAACUGGCCAGGUGGGAGUAUGAUGAGAGCUACUGUGAUGCGGUGAAGAAGAUGCCUCCGUACGACGCCGGUCCCAGACUGCUGGACGUCAUAGACACAGCCAUCUUUGAUUACCUCAUCGGCAACGCCGACCGACAUCACUACGAGAGUUUCCAAGACGAUGGAGGAGCCAGCAUGCUCAUCCUGCUGGAUAACGCCAAGAGUUUUGGGAAUGCAGCUUUGGAUGAAAGAAGCAUUCUGGCCCCUAUAUAUCAGUGUUGCAUGGUGCGUGUGUCUACGUGGAACAGGUUGAACCUGCUGAGAGCUGGGGCUCUGAGUUCAGCCCUAAGACAGGCCCUGACCUUUGACCCCAUUAACCCUGUCCUGGCCGAGCCCCACCUGGCUGCCCUGGACAGACGGCUGUCUGGUGUUAUAGCAACCAUCCAGCAGUGUGUAGAGUCGCUGGGCCCCGACAACACACUGAUAGAGGACCGCAUGAUCCUGCCACACCCCUAGAAAAGGACGGGAGGGAGGAAGGAGGAGGGAAAGGAUAACCUGUCUCGCCUCGAGGGAGAGAGGGUUCAGCCAUGGGAGGAGCUGGAUGAUCAACCCCUCCUCCUCCUCUCACGGCCCCCCAGAAAGGAACAGGAAAUGACCCCAGCAGCAGGAAGUGACUUGAUAAAGGACUGGGUGUUGAGUCCUCUACAAACUGUUCGCGUCCACGCUAGGACCAACUCCAUACCUAACUCUUUCCUGACGUCUCCGGUCACACACACACACACACACACUCUGCCAGAACCUCUCUCUCCAUCCAGUGUAAAGGAGGGAACCAAGGCCAAAGGACUCAACCCAAAGACACUCAGGAUAGUGGGGGGGUUCCAUACACCCCCCCUCCCCUCCUAUCUGGACACAAUCGCGAGAGAGAGACUGGCCAACUGACCAUGGGGGGGCAGGAGGGGGAUUUUGGGGUCAGUCUGAUUGUGACAAACAGAUGUCUGUAUCCAAAAUGGCAUCCUAUUCCCUGUAUAGUGCAAAGGCUCCAAAAGUAGUGCACUGUAUAUAGAGGGAAUUGGCUGCCAUUUCACAUCUGCUCGAUGUGAGCAGUCUGACCAGUGACUACGGAUGCUAUUCCACAUAUUGCACUAGUUCCGGCCCCUGUUUCUCAGACCCAAUUCCUGGACUAAAAGCACUUUCAGUAGAGAUUCUUUAUACAUGCCAUAAAGAGAUCAAUGGAAUGCAGACCGUGGGGGAUAGAAGAGGGACACUGUCAUUGGUGCCCAUUCAAAAAAUCUGAUCUAACAAAGUGGAUAUUCGUCAAUUCUCUCAUGAUGUACACUGAAUGUAGAAAACAUUAGGAACAUCUUCCUAAAAUUUAGUUGAACCCCCUCCCCCCUCCUUUUUGCCAUCAGAACAGCCUCAAUUCGUCAGGGCAUGGACUCUACGAGGUGUCAAGUGUUCCACAGGGAUUCUGGUUAACGCCAAUGCUUCCUACAGUUGUCAAGUUGUCUGGAUGUCCUUUGGGUGGUGGACCAUUCUUGAUAAACACGGGAAACUGUUGAAAGUGAAAACUUUACAGCGUUGCAGUUUGACACACUCAAACCGGUGCACCUGGCACCUACUACCAUACUACUACUACCACCUGGCCCCUACUACCAUACUACUACUACCACCUGGCCCCUACUACCAUACUACUACUACCACCUGGCCC
Oncorhynchus mykiss (rainbow trout) is the source of this 2854-nucleotide messenger RNA. RefSeq names its product glycosaminoglycan xylosylkinase. Gene Ontology annotation, cellular component: Golgi apparatus. The record is from RefSeq and is a predicted model, not a curated record. Gene Ontology annotation, biological process: proteoglycan biosynthetic process. NCBI's taxonomy places the organism in Eukaryota, Metazoa, Chordata, Actinopteri, Salmoniformes, Salmonidae. Gene Ontology annotation, molecular function: phosphotransferase activity, alcohol group as acceptor.